UGAAUGCUCAACGCGAAUGCGCACGCGAGUCCCACUCGUUUAUUUAAAAAUUCCAUUUCAUUUAAAUGUCUCCCGUGUCUCGAGUCAUUGCGUUGAAUUUCUGAUAUUUCGAUGGACUGUUAACAACAACAUUGCGACCUUAACUGAUAUCCCUGUCACGCGAAAAUCAGUGCCUGAUGUUUUAUAAAUGACGUGUGCUUUGUUCAGCAGUUAUUUAGCAUGAAGUGUUUCAAAUUAUUUUUCAAACAUACGUGGAAACCUCAGCAGAUGGACAAUCCUGCACAUUUGAAUGGUUCCAAAUCAUCAGAAAUUGAUUUACCGGGAACGGAGCUUGGAGAAGUGAGAAUGUCCUUACCAACACCUGCAGCAUCAUCUUCUAGACCUAUUGGGGGAGGGCCUUGUUAUAAUGGCCCAUGUAAAAUACCGAUGAAUAUUCAGCACAAGCCUGAGAGCCCCUGGCACUCGCUGAAAACUGUCUUCCUGGUAUCGUGCAUUGUCGCACUCAUCGUGUGGAUUAUUGUCUACACUAUAUUGUCACAGUAUGAAUUACUGUGAUGAUUGAUAACUGUGGGGGAACAAAGACUUUCGUGUCGAGCUGUGUUGUGUGUUCCGAACUGUUUUGUGGGCUUCAAGGUGAUCUAGAGCCGUUGUCUGAACGAUUGAAGAGGGAAACGGUGAUUCUGGAGAGUAUUCAGGGGCUUGAGGACCAGCUGGUGGAGCUGGACUCCAGAGAAAUGGCGUCACGAAGUGGAGAUAACUCUGCGGUGACAGAGAUAAACAGGAGCAACAACAUAAUUUAACCGAGAAUUGUAAAUACUGUGAUUAGAUAGGCAAAUACUUUUAUUCUAUCUGUUACAAAGUGAGAGCAAUAAUUGUUCUAUUUUUUAAUAUUCUAUUUUUUGUUACGAAUAGUCUUCUUUAUUAUAAUAUAUUUAAAAUUCCAUUCCCUCGACUACAGUCACAUGAAAACAAUUGCCAGGUUAAUUAAUCUCGUUUGAUUGUGACAUUCAUCAUGUACUGGUUAAGUGCAUUAAUUUGAAAUGUAACCGGAAUCAUUAGUUUAAGAUUUAAGAGAAUUAAUGAGGUGACAGAAUUCCGCAAUUGCACAGCAAUAAUAGCGGUAUGUAUUUUUCCAUAAAAUGAAAUACAAAGAUAUGAGACAGACAAA
This is a messenger RNA of Diachasmimorpha longicaudata, 1168 nucleotides long. RefSeq lists its product as uncharacterized. The coding region runs from base 220 to 555 and encodes 111 amino acids. Lineage: Eukaryota; Metazoa; Arthropoda; Insecta; Hymenoptera; Braconidae. The transcript is spliced from 3 exons. The record is from RefSeq and is a predicted model, not a curated record.